AACUUUUAACACCCCUAUUUUUGCGUCGCUUGUAAAAAAAUGCAGUUAAAUAAUUAUUCAUUCAAACUAAGUACCAACAUAGUAAUAAGUGCAUGAAAAGAUGGCGCUAGUCGUUAUCAACAGCAAAAGAUACUUAUCUACUUAACUAUUUAUAGCUGAUGAUGAUCGCGAACUGCUCUAGCGAGGAACGUGUGAAUGCGUCGCAGUCGCACACAAACAUGCACCACAAGGCAAAACAAGUGCACGUUUUCCUUUUAGCUAAAUGUGUUUAUAUUUGCAAUUGCAAGUACCAGUGACGUCGGCGGCUAGUGGGACGUGUCAUACUGUGAGCCGAGUGUGAGCCUGCGGGGUGGAGGCUGGUGGAGGGCCAGUGUCCUCGCGGCCAGUGGACGAGGCGUCAGCGGCGGGCAGUGGAAACUUAUACAUUAUAAGAGUGCACGUGACAUUGUGAUCCGUGGCCCGUGGCAGUGACCGCGGCCGCUGUCGGGGUGAAAGAGCGCUCGACACAACUGCAGUUAGCGGAACUACUUUAUACGCAAGUAUGAUAAUCAUUUCAGCGGCUACACAACCAUACAAGCAACACUUCGGGCGGUGGCGGUUUGUGGAACCGCCGGAGCCAUGCGCCACGCGGCGCUGCUGCUGCUGCUGACAGCGGCGGGGGCGGCGGGGGUUGCGUGGGUGGAGGCGGAGCGGCGGGGGGACGCCGAGCUGCCAGUGUACGGGGGCGCGUGCGGCGCGCUGGGCGGCGCGGCGCGCUCGGGGCUACCGGCGUGCGGCGGCGCGGCGUGGGACUCCCCGCACUGCGUGCUCGGCGCGGUGCGGGCGCUGGCGGGCGGCGGCGUGGCGCUGUGCGUGCCGCUGGGCGCGGGCUGGGCGGCGUGCGCGGCGCGCUGGCUGGCCGCUCUGCGCGUGCAGGACGCGGGCGACGCCGCGCCCCCCGCGCGCCGCGCCUGCCUCGCCGCCUCCGCCCCCGCGCCCCCGCCGCCGCUGCUCGCGCUGGCUGAUCCAAGCGUCGCCGUGCAGUACCAGCUAUCUGAGCGCGCGCAAGAGAUCCUGGUGAACUACACUAUCGAGAUGACCGAUACAAAACAUUGUGAAGGCUGUGUAAAUGGCACGUACAUCCCGGCUUGGUGCGAGGGCGGGGGGUGCGCGACGCUGCUGGUGGAGGGGGCGGGGGAGGUGGUCGCGCUGGGCGGGGCAGUGCGGCGCGGGGCGCUGCGGGCCGCUGUGCGGGGCGUACGGGACCUGCCGGCGGCGCUGGCGGCGCUGCACGGGGAGCGCGUGCUGGCGUGCGGCUGGCCCCCGCAGCUGGCCCCCCUCGCCGGCGCCGCGGCGCUGCCCCCCCCGCCCUGCGCCGCCCCCGCCGCCGCGCGCGACUGCAGCGCCGCGUCGCUGCCGCGCGAGGACGAGUGUCCGUUCGAGACGCGGCGCCUCGCCAAGCUGCUGGACGAGAGCACGGCCAAGUACUCCCCGCACGUGGCGCGCCGCCUGCAGCGCCUGGCGUUCAGCGCGCGGGAGGUGCGGGAGCAGGUGGCGGGGGGCGCGGCGGCGGCGGCGGGGCGCGCGCGGGGCGGCGCGGGGGCGGGCGCGUGGCGCGUGCUGCUGCUGGCGCCGCUGGGCGGGCGGGGCGGGGCGGGGCUGGCGGCGGCGGCGCGCGCGGCGGAGCAGGCGGCGGGCGGCGCGCUGCGGCUGGACGUGCAGGACGCACGCUGCUCGGCGCGGCGCGCGCUGUACGAGGUGUCGGACGCGGUGACGCGGCGCGGCGCGGCGGCGGUGGCGGGCGGCGCGUGCGAGGAGGCGGCGGCGGCGGCGGCGGCACUGGCCGAGGUGUUCGGGCUGCCGUCGCUGAGCUACACGGCGGGGGCGGCGGGGCGGGGGCGCGUGCUGGCGGCGGGGGCGGCGCGGCAGCUGGGGGCGGCGCUGGGCGCGCUGCUGGCGGCGCAGGGCUGGCGGCGCGUGGCGGUGCUGAGCGACGCGGGGGCCGCGGGGGCCGCGGGGGGCGGGGGCUGGGCGGCGCUGCUGGGGGCGCAGGUGCUGCUGCACCACGUGCUCCCCGACCACGAUCACUACGACGACUUUCAAAAUAGAACCUAUGAGUGGUCGCUGCGGGCGGAGGAGCUGGGCGCGCGCGUGCUGGUGGUGGCCAGCGAGGACGAGCUCGUGGUGGAGGCGGCGCUGUGCGGGGCGGGGGGCGGGGGCGCGCGGGGGCCGGGGUGGGGGGCGCGGGGCGGCGCCGUGUGGCUGCUGGCGCGCGAGCCCCCGGCCGCGUGGUGGCGCGCCGCCCCCGCCUGCGCGCGCGCCCAGGCGCCGCACGUGCUGAGCGUGGCGCCCGCCUGGGCCGCCGACUGGCGCGACCGCCCGCACACGCCCCACCAGGCGGAGUGGAUAUCACGCUGGCGGGAGCAGUGCGACUACGUGCGGGACGAGGGCGGGGGCGCGGGCUGCGGCGAGGCGGGCCCGGGGGGGGCGGGGCCGGGGGCGGCGGCCGCGCUGCUGCACGACGCGCUGCUGCUGUGGACGGGGGCGCUGCGCCGCUUGCCGCCCCCCCAGCAAGAUCUACUCUACCGUCGUGACGUGCGCAGACAGUUAAUCGAGUACAUCAAGGAAAGUAACUACAGUGGUCUGACGGGGCAGUUCGAGUGGGAGGACACGGAGGGCGGCGGGCUGGCGCGGCGCGGGGCGGUGGUGGUGACGCAGUGGGGCGCGGCGGGGGCGCGGCGCGUGGCCGAGUGGGGCGCGGGGGGGCUGCGCGUGUUGGCGCCCCUGCAGUGGGUGUCGGCGCGGCCGCCGGACGACGGCGCCGCGCGCUGCGUGCUGCAGCCGCUGGCCGACGCGCUGGCGGGGGACUGCCGCGCCGCGCUGGGCGCGCUGCUGGGCGCGCUGCUGGCGGCGCUGCUGGCGGCGCUGGGCGGCGGCGCCCUGCACGUGCGGCGGGCGCGCGAGCGGCGGCGGCGCGGGGCGGCGCGCGUGCGGGAGCUGCCGCCGCCGGGCCCCUGGGAGGUGCCCCGCGAGCGCGUGGUCAUCAACCGCAAGCUGGGCGUGGGCGCGUUCGGCACGGUGUACGGCGGCCACGCGCGCCUGGCGCCGGGCGGCGGCUGGACCGCCGUGGCCGUGAAGACGCUGCGGCGCGGCGCCGGCACAGAGGACAAGCUCGACUUCCUGUCCGAGGCGGAGGCCAUGAAGCGCCUCGAGCACGAGAACAUCGUGCGGCUGCUGGGCGUGGUGACCGCCAGCGAGCCCGUGUGCAUCAUCAUGGAGUUCCAGGUGUACGGCGACCUGAAGACGUACCUGCUGGCGCGGCGGCACCUGGCGGGCGAGGGCGGGGACGCGGCGGGCGAGGUGUCGGCGCGCACGCUCACGGCGCUGGCGCUGGGCGCGGCGCGGGCGCUGGGCUACCUGGCGCAGCAGCGCUGCGUGCACCGCGACGUGGCGGCGCGCAACUGCCUGGUCUCCGCGCGCCGCACGCUCAAGCUGGGCGACUUCGGCAUGACGCGGCUGGUGUUCGAGCACGACUACUACCGGCUGGGCCGGCGCGGGCUGCUGCCGGUGCGCUGGAUGGCGCCCGAGAGCCUGGCGCUGGGCGUGUUCUCGCCCGCCUCCGACAUCUGGUCCUUCGGCGUGCUGCUGUACGAGAUGGUGACGCUGGGCGCGCUGCCCUGGGCUGGGCUGAGCAACGCGCAGGUGCUGGCGCGCGUCACCGGCGGCCAACACCUGCCGCUGCCGCCGCGCCUGCCGCCGCAACUGGCGGGUCUGAUGCGGUCGUGCUGGGCGGCGCGCGGGGCGGCGCGGCCGGCGGCCAGCGAGGUGGUGUCGUUCCUGGCGACGGCGGCGGGCGGCGCGCUGCUGGCGCCGAGCCCCGCCGAGCCGCUGGAGCUGCUGCCGGCGCCGGGCGAGGGGGGCGGGGACGGGGAGGGGGGGGAGGGCAGCGCGGGCGGCUGGGGCGGCGCCACCGACUCCACGGAGCUGAGCGACGAGCUGACGGACGACGCGAGCGACGCUGGCGACCAGCUGCUGGCCUGAGCGCGGCGCGGGCUGCUCCGAGCUCCGGCACUCACUGCUGGCACGCGCGAGCCGGCCGGAAGGGUCGGACUGUGACUGCAGUCGGAGAAACUCCUUAACCGUGCAUCUAAAGGAACGGAACAGGUCGUCCACGUGGAUAGGCUCCGUCAAGCAACUCACCCGGGGCGUUGGUUGAGCUGAGGCCCGCCCCAGGGCUAUGUAAAUCAUAAAUGUUUCAGCAAGAUAAUGUAAAUAGUAUAAUAGGUGUCGCAAUAACAGAGUAAUUAUUACCAAAACCAUAAUUAUAGUACCUAGGUAUAUACACCAAAGGCAGCCCAUUCUCAGCCACGAUAUACGUUUUGUGUAAGUAAAUGUUUUUAAAAGGCUGAAUAAUAAUUAAUUACCAAAUAUUAUGCAAUGUUAUACAUAGGUACAAUACAACAUAAUAAUGGGAGAUUUUCUGAUAUCACUAUAUUUAUGAUUUAGUUAAGCUGUCAAAAACUAUUCUGCAUCAUAAUAACUUUGAGAUUUUAUAAAAUUGUGGGAACUACAGGAGUACAAUAGAGAUAUCCUAUGUCUAAGUACUGUGCAAUGAAUUUAGACUUAUCCGACUGUAAAUAAAUUUAAUAUUAAUACCAAGUUAAAAGAAUGUAUUUUGCUUAUUU
Messenger RNA from Plutella xylostella (diamondback moth), 4664 nucleotides. Lineage: Eukaryota; Metazoa; Arthropoda; Insecta; Lepidoptera; Plutellidae. The record is from RefSeq and is a predicted model, not a curated record.